This is a messenger RNA of Pararge aegeria (speckled wood butterfly), 2105 nucleotides long. Its product is annotated as kelch-like protein 5. The record is from RefSeq and is a predicted model, not a curated record. Gene Ontology annotation, molecular function: protein binding. NCBI's taxonomy places the organism in Eukaryota, Metazoa, Arthropoda, Insecta, Lepidoptera, Nymphalidae. Bases 97 to 1926 code for a protein of 609 amino acids. The transcript has 10 exons.
UUUACCAGUCCAUUGUUAUUUGUUUAAAAUUGUUGCCUUCUAAAUGUCGUUUGUUGGUUAAUUUAUGAGUCUGAAAACAAAUAUUAUUCCAUUAAAAUGUCAAACUGUGAAUCUCAAAAGCCGGAGGCAGCUAAAGACAAUGUAUCGACUAAUUCUAUUGACGAAGGACUGCCUCGAGAGUUGAGCCAACUAAGCCUUUCAAGUGGAUCUAAUCCAGAUGAAUACCACUUUAAUAAGGGGCAUUCUGAAAGUACUAUGAAAAAUAUUUACGGAUAUUACCAAUCACAAAAACUUUGCGAUGUUACAUUAAUUGCCGGCGGAUGCAGGAUUCCAGCACACAAAGUUGUUUUAGCAUCUUGCAGUGAGUACUUUGCGGCCAUGUUUACAGGCUCCCUAAGGGAAGCUCAGUCAUCAGAAAUAACUCUAGAGAGGGUUGACUCACAAACACUUAGAUCACUUGUUCAGUAUUGCUAUACAGGCAUUAUAGAGCUAAGUGAAGAUACAGUAGAGAUCCUACUCUCAACAGCCAGCUUGCUCCAAUUGCAUUCAGUUACAAAAGCUUGUUGCGAUUUUCUAGAGAAACAGUUGGAUCCAUGCAAUUGUUUAGGAAUAGCUUUGUUUGCUGAACAACAGUCUUGUAUGAGUUUGCACAAAAGUGCUGUGGAUUAUAUCCAGCAACAUUUUAUGCAGGUUGUUAAACACCAAGAGUUCCUGUCUUUACAAACAGAACAGAUGUCAGAGUUGCUCAAAUCAGAUGAUCUCAAUGUAGAGACUGAAGAAACUGUGUUUGAAAGUCUUAUGACAUGGGUGAAGCAUGACAAUGCAAAUAGGGAUAAGAAUUUGUCCGAGUUGCUUAAGUUGGUUAAACUGCCUCUUCUCUCAUCAGAGUAUUUGAUAGAUAAAGUAGAACAAGUAUGCUGUGAUAUUCCGGAGUGCCAGCCACUUAUAAUGGAAGCUGUGAAGUGGCACCUAUUACCAGAAAGGAGGUCCCUUUUGUUUUCACACAGGACUAGGCCUCGGACCUCAACUAUUGGACGACUUCUGGCUAUUGGGGGCAUGGAUGGUUACAAGGGAGCCAGCAACAUGGAAAUGUAUGAUCCUCGAACAAAUUCAUGGACUCCAUUUAUGAGAAUGGGUGCUAGAAGAUUGCAGUUUGGAGUUGCGGUGAUGCAAAAUAAACUAAUUGUUGUUGGUGGCAGAGAUGGACUGAAAACUUUAAAUACGGUGGAGUGUUUUGAUCUCACAUCCCUGAGUUGGAGCACUCUCGCGCCCAUGAACACUCACCGACACGGGCUGGGCGUCGCCGUGCUGGGUGCCGGAGCCAAUUCCCCCAUCUACGCCGUGGGAGGCCACGACGGGUGGAUCUAUCUCAAUUCUGUUGAAAGAUGGGAUGCGUGUUCGCGGACUUGGACGAUCGUUUCACCAAUGGCAGGCGCUCGGAGCACGUGCGGCGUGGCCUCACUACGCGGACGACUGUACGCCGUGGGUGGACGCGACGGUGGCGCUUGCCUGCGCUCCGUCGAGUGCUACGACCCCGCCACCAACCAUUGGACCAACUGUGCGCCCAUGACAAGACGACGCGGUGGCGUCAGCGUGUGUGCGGCGAACGGGUACCUGUAUGCGCUGGGCGGGCACGAGGCUCCGGCCAACACGGUGGGUGGACGCCUGGCCUGCGUGGAGCGGUACGACCCCGCCAACGACUCGUGGGUGCUGCUGGCGCGCCUGUCCUACGGCCGCGACGCCAUCGGCUCCUGCCUUUUGGGCGACAGGAUCGUGGCCGUUGGCGGGUACGACGGCGUGCAGUAUCUGUGCGUGGUGGAGGUGUACGACUCGGAGAGCAACACGUGGCGCAAGCUUGCUCCGCUUAGCACGGGACGCGCGGGCGCGGCAGUCGUGUCCGUGCCACCGCCGCGAAACCUGUUCUGAUACGCGGUGCACCAGCUCGUCAUCUACAUACGAGUCUGAGACCUCUUCCUGCCGCAUGAGACACCUACUCGCUUCACCACCGCCUGCCGUCGCGUACCCGGUACAUCGUACGCUUCAUAUUAUGUGCGCAAAAGCACUGCCUACCUUAAAACUUCCUUUAAGGUUUUUUCCAUUUUAUG